Musa acuminata AAA Group (dessert banana) is the source of this 3688-nucleotide messenger RNA. RefSeq names its product cyclic nucleotide-gated ion channel 4-like. Bases 1669 to 3606 code for a protein of 645 amino acids. Lineage: Eukaryota; Viridiplantae; Streptophyta; Magnoliopsida; Zingiberales; Musaceae. The transcript has 6 exons. The record is from RefSeq and is a predicted model, not a curated record.
CCGCUAUACCAUAUAUAUUGUUUUCAUAUUUGACUAUCCCUGUCUCUCUGGUUUCUUCGACUCUUUUUAUGCCUCUGUCCUUUUUGCUGCAUCAAAUUUGAGAUGUAUUCAUCUGUAAAUGCAAACCAUAUUUUUGUCUUACCUUGCAACAAUUUUCCUAUCUUGUGCUGCAACAUUUUCCAUUUAUUUUCUUGUUUUAUGUUCACACUGAAAUAGGCAGUUGCGGUCUUAUCGUAUCUGGACUAGCUUGUCUUGGAGUUCAUUUUUUCUUGCUUCACAACAGUUGUACAUUUAUGUUUCAUUCAGAAUUGUCUUGCAUGAAUUGCUUUUCUUAAUUAGGAAUCAUUCAUGUCAACCAAUUUAUCAAACAGGCACCUUAGUUUUGACUAUUCCCUCAUAUUUCUGGGUGAUAACUAUUGAAUAAUUGGCAUCAACAGUUAUCACAUCUGGACUAGGUUUUCUUGGAGUUCAUUUCUUUCUUGCUUCACAGCAGUCCUACAUUUAUGUUUCAUUCAGAAUUGCGUUGCAUGAAUUACUUGUCUUAAUGAGGAAUCAUUCAUGUCAACCAAUUGAUCAAACAGGCACCUUAGUUUUGACUAUUCCCUCAUAUUUCUGGGUGAUAACUGUUGAAUAAUUGGCAUCAACAUUUUCUGUUGAUUGGUGUGUGAUAUUCUUUAUUACAUUGUCCCUUGGCAUAAGUUGGAAAUUUUGCUUGCCUUGUUAUGGUUGCUUGGUCCUUUACAAACAAAAGCUUUAGCUCAAACUUCAUCUUCCUUGCAUUAUUUUUACUGGGAAUAAUUUCUUUUUUUUACUGACAUGGUCAAACAAAAUAAUCAAAACUCACUCAAGAGUUGAUAUAUAAUGACCCACCUUUGUGUGUGGCCUAAAGCCAUAGCUUUAGGUUUGAAUAGUUCUUCUUAAAAGGUGUUGGAAUCUGAUUCAUUAAAGAAAUGUGACAUUGUUACUUCCACACACACAUGAAAUGCUCGAGGCAUUUGAUGCAUACAUGUUGUGUAUCUACAUGCAUGAAUGUUUUUAUUAUGUUAAGCAUUCUUAUCUUAUUCUUGGUCUAACUAUUUCAUGGUGUUGUUUCUUUCACCUCCCUACAUAGUUGAUUUGACAUGUUCACUUGCAUUUGUCUUGUACUUAUGCUACAACUAUAUAAGAUGACCCCAUGACUAUGACAUCAAUGACAUUAGAGAGAACUAUAUAAGAUGACCCCAUGACUAUGACAUUAGAGAGAGAGAGAGAGAGAGAGAGGAUGCACGGGGAUAAAAGAUGUAGUGUGUGGAUGACAGCAUGAGUGGGUUCACAUGCAACACAAGGGGAGAGGAAGCUGCUGCGAACAUGCCCAGUACACACUGCUAGUUCAUGAUGACUGUAUUAUGAUCAUGUAAUGGUGAUUAUAUACCAAGUUAUCAUUUAAUUAAAUAAAGCCUUUAUUGUUAAUGAAAUAUAAGGCCAUCUUUUGAAUAUGUAUAUAUAUAUAUAUAUAAUUAUAAUCGUAUAAUACUUGGACACUAGAAGCCAUUUGUAUGUACAUUUUAAGGGUACAGCACGUACACAGAACAAGCACCUGUUUUGUGUUUAUAUCGCCCAUGUCAAGGGCGUGAGCAGUCGCCUCCGGCUUGGUUCACUUCAUCCACCUCUUCUUCCUCUCCUGCCACAAUGAUGGCCACAGCACACUGUUCAGGCUGCUCCAGCGCCGGCGAAGAAGCACUACAUGCCGAGGAGGCGUCCAGCGCCCACGUCGCGAGCAACUCUGGCUGCGGCAAGCCACCCUGGUCGUCGUCGGAAUCCAAAGCCAAGCUGUUCCAGGAAUGGAACCGCGCGUUCCUCCUCGUGUGCGCCGGCGGUCUCUUCGUCGACCCCCUCUUCUUCUACGCCCUCUCGAUCAGCCGCACGUGCAUGUGCGUCUUCAUCGACGGGUGGUUCGCCGUCACGGUCACCGUGCUGCGCUGCACCAACGACGCGGUCCACCUACUGAACUUGUGGUUGCAGGUGCGGACGGCGGCCUACGACGCAGGGCGCAGAGCAAGCGCGGACGAGGAGGGGUGCAAGGCCAUCGCCAAGGUUCGCCGGCUCAGCUUCUUGAAGUCGGUUCUCUUCGACCUCUUCGUCAUCCUCCCGGUGCCUCAGGUUGUCAUGUGGAUCGUGGCUCCUGCCAUGAUACGCAGAGGGAUGACGACCACCGUAAUGACCGUCUUCUUGAUCAUGUUCCUUCUUCAGUACCUCCCCAAGAUCUACAACGCCUUCUGCUUCCUCCGCCGGCUGCAGAACCUCCUAGGCUACAUCUUCGGUAACAUUUGGGGCGGCAUUGUUCUCAACCUGAUCGCCUAUUUCGUGGCAUCCCAUGCUGCAGGCGCUUGCUGGUACUUGCUGGGAAUUCAGAGGGCCACAAAGUGCCUCAACCAACAGUGCAUGGCAACGGAGGGGUGUGCACUAAGAACAGUGGCAUGCACGGAUCCAAUGUACUACGGAGUCACAGAGAGGCAGAGACUGGCGUGGGCUGAGAACAAGAAGGUAAGAUCCAUGUGCCUUGACAGCAGCGAUAACUUCGAGUACGGAGCUUACAAGUGGACUGUGGCCCUCGUGACGAACCCUAGCCGAGUCGAGAAGAUCUUGCUGCCAAUCUUCUGGGGCCUUAUGACCCUAAGCACAUUUGGGACGAUCGAGAGCACCACCGAAUGGCUCGAAAUCGUCUUCAACAUCAUCAUCGUGACGAGCGGACUGCUGCUUGUGACAGCAUUGAUCGGGAAUAUCAAGGUCUUCUUGCACGCAACGACGUCCAAGAAGCAAGCGUUGCACCUGAGGAUGAGAAGCCUGGAGUGGUGGAUGAGGCGGCGCCACCUGCCGCGCGGGUUCCGGCAGAGGGUGCGGCAGUACGAGCGGCAGCGGUGGGCGGCCAUGAGAGGCGUGGACGAGUGCGAGGUGACGCGCAACCUCCCCGAGGGGCUGCGCAGGGACAUCAAGUACCACCUCUGCCUCGAUCUCGUUCGACAGGUGCCGCUGUUCCAACACAUGGACGAGCUGGUGCUGGAGAACAUCUGCGACAGGGUCAAGUCGCUCAUCUUCCCCAAGGGAGAGACGAUCACGAGAGAAGGAGAUCCGGUGCAGAGGAUGCUGUUCGUGGUCCGAGGACACCUCCGGAGCAGCCAAGCCCUGCGCAACGGCGUGAAGAGCCACUGCAUGCUGGGGCCGGGCAACUUCAGCGGCGACGAGCUGCUGUCGUGGUGUCUCCGGCGGCCGUUCGUGGAGCGGCUCCCUCCGUCGUCAUCCACUCUGGUGACGGCGGAGACCACGGAGGCGUUCGGGCUGGGCGCCAGCGACCUCCGGUACGUGACGCAGCACUUCCGGUACACCUUCGUCAGCGAGAAGGUGCGGAGGAGCGCCCGUUACUACUCCCCCGGGUGGAGGACGUGGGCGGCGGUGGCGAUACAGCUGGCUUGGAGGCGGUACAGGCACCGCCUCACCCUCACCUCCCUCUCCUUCAUACGACCUCGGCGCCCUCUUUCUCGCUGCUCGUCCCUCGAAGAAGACAAGCUCAGGAUCUACACCGCGCUCUUGACGUCGCCGAAGCCCAACCAAGACGUCGUUGCCGCCUAAUCAUCGAUCAAUAUGUUCUGCUUUUAUCUUCGGCGAAAAGAAACAGUUAAUAAUAUACCACUAUAUUACAGCUUUCUCUCCA